AUGCCCGUGUCGACUCGGUCCCAGACACCGAACGAGUCAAACUCGCCGCACGAUGACUUGAAGGGGAAGAUGAAAGCGCUUCUGGCAUUAUACGAGGAGCAUAAGCAGAAGCAUAUCGCUGCAGCUCCCAAGAUCCCUUCUUUGGGGUCCUCAAGGGAGAAAAACGGGAGGCGCAUUCUGGUGUUCGUGAGGGCGAGGCCAUUGACGAAAAAGGAAACGGAAACGGGUGCGCGCUGCUGCGUCAGAAUCAUGGAUCGCCGUGACGUUUACCUAACGGAGUUCGCCGCCGAGAAGGAUUAUCUCAGGUUGAAGAGGCUCAGGGGUCGCCAUUUCACCUUCGACGCUUCGUUUCCACACUCUGCCACUCAGCAGGAAGUUUAUUCCGCCACAACCUCAGAACUUGUGGAAGCCGUUCUGCAAGGGAGGAAUGGGUCAGUUUUCUGCUAUGGUGCCACUGGAGCUGGAAAGACUUACACAAUGCUUGGAACAGUAGAGAAUCCUGGUGUGAUGGUGUUGGCUAUCAAGCAUCUGUUUAGUAAAAUCAGGAUGAGAAGUUGUGAUGGAAACCAUGCGAUUCAUUUAUCCUAUCUUGAGGUUUAUAAUGAAACUGUCAGGGAUCUGCUUUCACCUGGAAAACCUCUGGUUCUAAGAGAAGAUAAACAGGGGAUUGUUGCAGCGGGUCUUACACAAUACCGAGCUUAUUCUACUGAUGAAGUCAUGGCAUUGCUUCAACAAGGAAAUCAGAACAGAACCACAGAACCAACUCGUGCAAACGAAACAUCUUCACGCUCUCAUGCUAUUUUGCAGGUUUUGGUUGAGUACCGAGUUAGAGAUGGUGCAAUGAAUAUUAACAAAAUGGGCAAGCUCUCAUUGAUUGAUCUUGCAGGGUCAGAGAGAGCUCUUGCCACAGAUCAAAGAACAAUUAGAUCUCUUGAGGGUGCCAACAUAAACCGGUCUCUUCUAGCACUAAGCAGUUGCAUUAAUGCUCUCGUAGAAGGCAAGAAACACAUACCAUACCGAAAUUCAAAACUCACUCAACUUCUCAAGGACUCAUUAGGAGGAUCUUGCAACACUGUCAUGAUUGCAAACAUAAGCCCGAGUAAUCUUUCAUUUGGAGAAACCCAGAACACUCUUCAUUGGGCUGAUAGAGCCAAGGAGAUUCGAACAAAGGCAUAUAAUGCAAAUGAGGAUGUAUUGCGAGUGCCUGAGACAGAAACAGACCAGGUCAAGUUAGUACUUGAGCUGCAAAAGGAGAAUCGUGAAUUGCGAAUGCAGCUAGCGCAACAGCAUCAGAAACUUGUGACACUUCAAGCACAAUCCUUAGUUCCCCCAACACCGCCUUCAGCUACAUCUCUUCUUUCCACUCCUCCAACUUCUGCCCCGCCAAAAGAAAAACGAAGGACCAGACCCUCUUUCAUAGCUGCAACUCAUAUCACUCCAGAGACUAAGGACAAGGGAGAUGAGGUAGCUGUCAGAAUCAGAACACUUCAACAAAGAGUAAAAGCCUUGGAGGCAGAGCUAGAUAGAGUGAAAAAGGAUAACAGUUCGCAGCUAAAGCUGAAAGAUGAUGUCAUUCGGGAACUUUCGAGAAAGGGUGGGAAAAAAGUGGCAGUAGCAGGGACUAGUCUACGGCCAAAGGAGGCCAACACCGGAGAAUUGAAGAGUCCAAGCCAUCGUUUCCGGUCCCCUGUACCAACUGCAAGGAAACGAAGCUUUUGGGACAUAACCACCGCCAACAGCCCAUCAGUUACCACAUUGAAUGGGAGAAAAACUAGAAGUUAUGUCAUUUCUGAACCUACUGCACAUCCAUCUAUGCUUCUUCAGGUCCACCCGGAUUUGCUCGAACAAAAGGUUAUAUUACGUGAUCUUCUAGGAGGAGUUACAAAAGGAAGUUUAAGGACAGAAGGCCAAGUACAGAAGGAAGAUGUGCAACUUGUUUAUCGUGAGAAAGAUGUAUAA
This is a messenger RNA of Sphenostylis stenocarpa, 1959 nucleotides long. The record is from the annotation of a GenBank genome assembly. NCBI's taxonomy places the organism in Eukaryota, Viridiplantae, Streptophyta, Magnoliopsida, Fabales, Fabaceae.